AUGGCAUCCACCAGAACAAAAGCUCUUACCAAAUUGGUAAAAAUUAAUACCCCGUUCAAACGAGUUGUUUCAACGUCGACUCCCAGCCACCAGGGGGCGCAAGUGCUCACUGUUGGAGCAGACAUUGCAGGAACGUGUCCAUUUAGAAAAACUUUCGAAACAAUUGAUAAUAUGAUAAAGAAACCGCUUCCAACAUCGGCAUACCAAGUGGAAUCUCCAGAAAUCGCCACCAAAUUACAAAGCUACGACGCCAUACCCGGACCCAAAGGCCUUCCUAUUGUUGGGACACUGUUCGAUUACUUCAAAAAGGACGGUCUCAGAUUCAGCAAAAUGUUUGAGGCAUACAGAAUACGAGCUUUGGAAUUUGGACCAAUCUACAAAGAGAAAAUAGCAACAAUUUCUACCGUUAUAAUAAGCGAUCCCGCAGAGUAUAACAAAGUGAUACGAGACGAAGGCAAAUAUCCCAAACGACGUGAGAUGGAACCUAUGGCUUAUUACAGAACAAAGAACGGCAUUGGACUGGGGCUUGUCAAUGCACAAGGAGAGGAAUGGCAUAAAUACCGAACAGUAGUCAGUAAAAAGAUGCUGAAAAUGAAGGAGGUUCUAGACUACUGCGGAUCCAUGGAUACUGUGGCUGAAGAUUUUGUCCAUCACCUCAAGGCCAAGAGCACUGCCAACCACGAGGUUCCUGUCCUCGAGAAGGAAAUCUUCAAAUGGGCUAUGGAAUCAAUUGGUACAUUUCUGUUCGAGGAAAGGAUUGGUUGUUUCGGAAGUCCAACCCCGCAACAAGCGCAAGAUUUCAUAGACAACCUCCAAGGUUUCUUCAAACUGAUGCAACCUCUCAUGUAUAACGUCCCCAUCUACAAAAUCCUCCCUACUAAAAUGUGGAACCAGUACGAAAGCUACGCUAACCAGGUUAUGAAAAUCGGUCGAUCUUUUGUUGAUAAGAAAGCAAAGGCUCUGGAAGGCGUUGUCCCCGAAGAAAACGAGAAAGUCUCGUUUUUGACGUAUCUGAUGUCACAGGAGUCCCUAACUCCUGAAGACGCCCUCUCUACAGCUGUCGACUUGCUUGUAGGAGCCACUGAAACGACAUCUAACGGCUCGCUGUGGGUGAUGUACUGCCUUGCUAAGAACCCAAAAGUACAGGAAACACUCUUUCAAGAAAUCCAGUCUGUCCUACCUAGCAAGGAGGCGAUAACUCCGGAAACCCUCAACAAACUACCUUACAUCAAAGCUGUCAUUAAAGAGACAUUCAGGUUAUAUCCGAUCACGUUCGCUACCAGCAGAUUUGUGCAGAAGGACAUAGAAGUGGGUGGAUUUAAUCUACCGGCAGGAACCCAUGUCCAAGCUAAUCUAUAUGGAAUGUUCCGAGAUCCCGAGUAUUUCCCAAAUCCAGAAGAGUUCCGUCCAGAGAGAUGGCUCAGAGAGGCAAACAUGGACUCCAACAUCAAGGCACUUUCCAACCUUGUGUGGGGACAUGGAGCAAGAAUGUGUAUAGGUCGCAGAUUUGCAGAACAGGAGAUGCACAUUAUGUUAUCAAAGAUGGUACAGAACUUCAAGAUCGAGUACCAUCAUGAAGAUAUUGAACCAGUUUUAAACACAGUCAUGACUCCAGACAGACCUCUUCAACUUUCGUUCAUACCUAGAGAAAGUGUAUGA
Messenger RNA from Ylistrum balloti, 1659 nucleotides. RefSeq names its product cytochrome P450 10-like. Bases 1 to 1659 code for a protein of 552 amino acids. NCBI's taxonomy places the organism in Eukaryota, Metazoa, Mollusca, Bivalvia, Pectinida, Pectinidae. The transcript has 11 exons. The record is from RefSeq and is a predicted model, not a curated record. Gene Ontology annotation, molecular function: heme binding; iron ion binding; monooxygenase activity.